GAAGUCACGCUGCUGGAGCGAAAGGGGAAAGCUAUCCACUUACAAAGACACCCGAUAUCACUCGCAUGGCGCACGGGUAACCUGAUCAGCUUUGGGCAGAAACGAGGCGGGGUGACGGACUAAAGGAAUCUGAGGUGAAGAAUAAAAACAAUGUCUGUUUCCUCCAGUGAAGUGACAGUGGCAGGCGAGAUCAAAAAAGAAAAUGUGAAGUACACGGAGCCUCACGAGAGCUCCACGGACAGUCGGGGGCACGUCAAACUCCUGGCUCUGGACACUCCGGUGGCCACCGGGAUGCUCGUCGGGCAGACCUCUCCAUCGGAGCGCAAGAUGCCCACUAUGGACUCUUUGUCUGCGCACACUUCACCCGUAGCGACCGCGACCUCUUUGGCUUUUUCACCGGAGCAGGUUGCGUGUGUUUGCGAGGCUCUUCAGCAGGGGGGCAACGUGGAUCGACUCGCCCGGUUUCUGUGGUCUCUCCCGCAGAGUGACUUACUGCGCGGUAACGAGAGUAUCCUCCGCGCUCAGGCGCUGGUGGCCUUCCACCAGGCGCGCUACCAGGAGCUUUACAGCAUCUUGGAGAGCCACAGCUUCAGCCCGUCGUGCCACUCUGCCCUGCAGGACUUAUGGUACAAAGCCCGGUACACGGAGGCGGAGAAGGCCCGCGGUAGACCGCUGGGCGCAGUCGAUAAAUAUCGCCUGCGACGGAAGUUUCCCCUGCCCCGGACCAUCUGGGAUGGAGAGGAGACGGUGUACUGCUUCAAAGAGCGCUCCAGGAAUGCUCUGAAGGACCUCUAUAAGCAGAACCGGUACCCGUCCCCGGCCGAGAAGAGGAACCUGGCCAAGAUCACAGGGCUGUCCCUCACACAGGUCAGCAACUGGUUCAAAAACAGAAGGCAGAGAGACAGAAACCCGUCAGAGGCGCAGUCCAAAAGUGAGUCAGAUGGGAAUCACAGCACAGAGGAUGAGAGCAGUAAAGGUCAGGAGUCUCUGUCCCCGUGUCCGAUGUCCACCUGCAGUGAUGGGACCGUGGGUAAUGCAGUCGUGUCCCUCUGCUCUGGAGCUCUGGAGGCCGGGGUCAUCGUCCAGCAGGUUGGAGACAGCAGGAACUCUGUCUCGCCACCAUCUGUCAUCUUCAACGGAGUCUCAGUCAACACUCCCACCUCUGUUUUCCACAACGGCACCCCUUCAUUUCUCUCCACCACGGGACAUGUCCUCUUCAGCGGCAUGAACUUAGGGCUCCAGUCUCUGACUUGCAGAUCAGCAGCAGAUGUGGAGAUGAAUGGUGCAGGAGAGGAUAAACCGGUAAUGGCAGACCCUGCGCUGGCGUACACCUCGUUUCACUGUACUGUGAACGGGACCGACGUAGAGGUGAAAGCUGAGGAUGUGAGGCAGGAUGUGUCGGUGCAGGACCAGACCACGUCUAUUAGCUCGGCGUUCAAUGUGACUCCAUCUGACGGCUUGCAGCUUGAAGGUUACAACUUGGUUUCUGAAGGCAACAGGACCUCGCUGCUCAGCAACAAGGUGGUACUUCCUUCCUUGCAACUCUCAUCAUCUUCUUCACCCUCAUCAGGCGUUGUUGAUGGCAGUUCUCCUGCUCCCACCUCUCUGUGCCACAACCAGGUGGAGCAGCAGGACAGGCUGCAGCUGACCUCUCUUGAGCCCAGCACAGCACUCUACAGCCUGGCUAGUGUACACGCUCUGUCUGCUGUAAAGAAGGAACCUAUGGAGACUGCUGGUGGAUACCUUUACCACCUGGGUUACAGUCCUGACCCCACCCACAGCUCCCCCACCUCACUUAACACAACCUCCCAAGACUACACCACUCUCACAGUGGCCCAAACGGACCUUAGCGGUGAGUUCAGAGGUCAUGACGCCCAGAUGACCUCAAACCUAAAUGGAGACUUCCUAUGUGCAAUUUCAGAGGGAGGGAAGGGCGAGAUGAGAGAAAUGGAAGAUGAAGGGAAAAACAACUGACAAAACUAAAAACGGUGCAUAUAGAGGAAGAGAUGACUGACCUUUGAAUAUAAAUGGAGAAGGAGGUAAAAACACAAUAUUAUUUUGAAAUAUUGAUUGAGGGUUUUUUACGUUUUCAGCCUCUGAAUGUUUUGAUUUUUCUUUUUAAGUAUUAAAUUAUUUUGGCGUAUCUGUCAUUUGGUUUGACUCCAGUUUAGUUUGGAGAAUAUAUGCAAAGUCACAUUUGGAGAACAUGGCUUUUGAAAGUGUUUUAUUCUUUCUUUCCAUUUCCAUGCACAGGUACCUUUUCAGCUCUAUCAGUAUAACAGAGGUUUUCAAACUGGGGUCCAGAGACCCCCAAAGGUGCACAAGAGAGUGCUAGGAGGCCCAUGAACAUUACAUUAUUAUUGUUUAAUUCUGGCUGAAAAUCCAAAGAUUAAUUAAAAUGUAUAUUAAUUUGUUAUUUUCUAACAAACCUUAUAUGCAGAAAUAGGAAACAGAGCAUACAUAGAUACAAUUUUAAACAUACUUAAAUAUAUAUUUUUAUUGUUUACAGUAGAAAUUGUGUCUUUCUAAAAAAAAAAAAAAAAAACAUAGCUGCCUUUUUUGUAUUUUAGUAAUAGUCUCCCUAGCUAUGGCAAUAAUCAUUUGGGACUCAAAAAGUUUGAAAACCUCUGGUAUAUUUCUCCAUAUUUCCUCCAGGCCUAUAUUUCUUCCAUCAGUCAUUUCAUAACAUCUGAAGUGUUUACAUGCAUUUGUGAACUACAAGUACCAGACCGCUCUCAUUUUCCCUCCGUCGCUCCCUCUGUCUCUCUUCCUCUCACAGUGGGGAGUGUGGACGUAUGUGUGUGUUUUAUGAGGCUCACCUGCUAGUUUCUGCCAAGAAGAGCUGAGUUUAGCAGACAGGUGGACGUCUGGUCAUGUGUCGUCUGAGUCAGACCUUAAAGGUCACCUCCCUAUGGAAACACACAUGCACAGACACACUUCGUUCACAUGCAGAUUAAAUCUGUGACAAUCUCUGUGGCAUUGUCAUGGUCAUUACAUUGCCUACAGCUUCGGGUCGCUUUAAUUACAUAGGCAAAUAAUAUGUAUUGUAGACAAUACAAAUAUAAAUACAAAUACACAAUGUUUGCUUAUACAAAUUAAGGGAUGAGUCAGAAUGGUGGUUGGCAAUCGAAUGCUGUAACAGCUGUAACGACCGUCAAAGUUUAGACUAUUGUCUGUGUGCAAAAUAUGCUUAUUACUUGUUUCAUUUGAAAUGCACUGUUUUCGGACAGAAACGUGGAUAAAUAUUCAGCUCUUUCAAAAGUGAAAACGAUUGUUUUCAUGGAAGAAUUUGAUUAAACUUAGCAGCUGUGUUACAAGCAUCCCUGCAAGCAUACAAUGAGAACUUGCUGUCAAGACUAAUAUCACCUGAAAAGCAAUAACAAGCAAGAAGAAAAUCAUGCUUUUAAUUUCUACUGUACGUUAAGCCGACAACAUCUGAGAAGAAUGUUAUUGGUUUAAUGUGCAGUGUAUUAAAAAACAUGUCAGUACAGUUGUAAAUGUGAAAAAACUUUAUAUGAUUGUGUAUGCGAGUGAAUUGUAUGUUUGUUAAUGGAAGAGCGUGUGUGUUUUUGGUUACAGUAGUUUGUUUUUUUGCGCAGCCUUGCUUUCUAAGGCUCAAUGUUUAGUUGGUCUUCAGGUUACCUGUCAUUUUUUUUAAUUGUUAUUGGUGCUGGUUUGACAUCUGCAGUAUUUAACUCCAUGACAAAAGCUAUGCAGCCAUUCUGGGAAUGAGAAAUAACUUUUUGAAAUGAAUGAAAAGUCUCGGUAAGGAUUAUCAGAAAUGAAAAAGAUACCGGUGUGAAAUGAGCUAAACGCAAAACAGCCUUGUGAAUAAUAUUUUAGCAUGAACAAAAAUGUUAAAGUUAUGUAUUUUUCUAAAAAAAAUAAAUAAAUAAGAAGCACAAAAAAAGUGAUUCAUUAAAUAUUUAUACUGGAAAAA
Puntigrus tetrazona (Sumatra barb) is the source of this 3940-nucleotide messenger RNA. It is a transcript of the gene six4a, whose product is annotated as SIX homeobox 4a. Lineage: Eukaryota; Metazoa; Chordata; Actinopteri; Cypriniformes; Cyprinidae. The transcript has 3 exons. Gene Ontology annotation, biological process: regulation of transcription by RNA polymerase II. The coding region runs from base 151 to 1974 and encodes 607 amino acids. The record is from RefSeq and is a predicted model, not a curated record. Gene Ontology annotation, molecular function: RNA polymerase II cis-regulatory region sequence-specific DNA binding; DNA-binding transcription factor activity, RNA polymerase II-specific. Gene Ontology annotation, cellular component: transcription regulator complex; nucleus.